CUGGGCCCACCGUAACUGACUGGGUGUUCUUUACAGACACGUGACGUCGCGCACCGGGCCCGUCUAUCGAGUAUUCGGUCCCAUUCGUCAGUGCUCGGACACCUGACUAAUAACAAAAGAACUCGCUCCAUUCAGAGAUUCAGAGAAGACCCGCCUCUCCCGUGAGGCCGUGACGCGACGCCGGAUCGUCCUCGUCUCCUAGCUCGUGGAAUGAAGGGAGGUGGCGUCAUCAGGGCCGCCGGCGGAGGUGCCGGCGGUGCGGGUCUGUUGCGAACGCGACUGCGGCUUCCCGUGGUGCUCCUCUCCUGCUCCCUCUUCUUCCUCGCCGGCUUCUUCGGCUCGCUCCUCUUCACCCAGGAUCCGGAGGAGGCGGAUAUGCCGGUGCCGAGAGAGCGGCUGUUGGAGGCGGCGUGGCCGGAGAUGCCUUACGGCGAGUCCGGCGAGGCUGCGCCGUCCUUGAUCCCAUACCAGAUUUUGAGCUGGCAGCCUCGUGCUUUGUACUUUCCACAAUUUGCGACAUCAGAACAGUGUGAAAAUAUAGUAAAAACGGCAAAGGAGAGACUUAAGCCAUCAACAUUAGCCCUGAGGAAAGGAGAAACCGCAGAGAGUACAAAAGGAAUCAGGACAAGUUCGGGAACAUUCCUUAGUGCUAAUGAAGACCCAACUGAAACCCUUGCGGAAAUCGAGAAGAAGAUUGCAAGGGCUACCAUGUUACCCAGAAAUCAUGGGGAGCCAUUUAAUGUCCUGCGGUAUAAUAUUGGACAAAGGUAUGCUUCACAUUAUGACGCAUUUGACCCAGCUCAGUAUGGUCCACAAAAAAAUCAAAGGGUGGCAUCUUUCUUGCUUUAUCUCACGGAUGUCGAAGAAGGGGGAGAAACUAUGUUCCCAUACGAGAACAGUGAGAAUAUGGAUAUAGGCUAUGACUAUGAGAAGUGCAUUGGCCUAAAGGUAAAACCAAGGAAGGGUGACGGACUCUUGUUUUACUCCCUUAUGGUAAAUGGGACCAUUGACCGGACUUCACUUCAUGGUAGCUGCCCCGUCAUCAAAGGCGAGAAAUGGGUCGCCACCAAAUGGAUCAGAGACAAUAUAGUGUAGAAAUCGAAAGGCUCAGGUGUCAUGUGCCCUCCAAAAAAAUAGAUCAUGCGCACAUAUACUGACCAUAUACUUCAGUGUUUGUUCAAUUGCCAUGGACAGUUGGACCAACGGAAGGAAAGUGUAACCAAUCUAUUUGCAUCGUGUCAAUAUAUAGCCUACAACUU
Molecule: messenger RNA, 1259 nt
Organism: Zea mays
Lineage: Eukaryota; Viridiplantae; Streptophyta; Magnoliopsida; Poales; Poaceae
Exons: 8
Coding region: 211-1095 (294 amino acids)
Biological process (GO): peptidyl-proline hydroxylation to 4-hydroxy-L-proline
Cellular component (GO): endoplasmic reticulum
Molecular function (GO): iron ion binding; procollagen-proline 4-dioxygenase activity; L-ascorbic acid binding
Source: RefSeq, marked validated